CCAAAGUCAACAGAACUCCUUCACAAUCGAAAUUUGUUUUCUUUAAUAUAUCUCUCUCGGGGUUCCAGCAAAACCAGUUAGCUCUGAAAGUGUAUAUGCCUAUAGAGCUAUGGAUAUUCCCCACAUUUAUAGAUAGAAAGCCAUUUACUAGUAUAUAAGGCCUUGUCCUCUCUGCAUAAUCUCAUCACCAAAAAAUGGGUGCGAAGGGUUUUGCUUCUGCUUCUUCAAUGCUAGCGGCUGUUUUGGUGUUGGGUUUGGUUUUGAGUUUGGGGGUGGUCUGUAAUGGAGGAAAGACUAGUUCUUUUGUGAGGAAAGUGGAGAAAACUGUGGAUAUGCCCUUUGAUAGUGAUGUCUUCAAAGCCCCUCAUGGCUAUAAUGCUCCCCAACAAGUUCAUAUAACACAAGGAGACCAGCUGGGAAAGGCAGUGAUUGUGUCAUGGGUGACUGUGAAUGAACCAGGUUUAAGCAAAGUUCUCUACUGGAGCGCAAAUAGCAAGAAAAAUAUAGCUGUGGGUAAAUUUAACACCUACAAGUACUACAAUUACAGCUCUCCUUACAUUCAUCAUGUGACAAUCAGAAAUUUAAAGUACAAUACCAAAUACUACUAUGAGGUUGGGAUUGGACACUCAAAACGGCAAUUCUGGUUUGUGACUCCUCCACCAGUUGGGCCAGAUGUUCCUUACACUUUUGGUCUCAUAGGUGAUCUGGGCCAGACCUUUGAUUCGAAUAAGACACUCACUCAUUAUGAAUUAAACCCACAUAAAGGACAAGCAGUAUUGUUUGUUGGUGACCUCUCUUAUGCCGAUAACUAUCCAUAUCAUGAUAAUAACAGAUGGGAUUCAUGGGGAAGAUUUGUGGAGAGAAGUACUGCUUAUCAACCUUGGAUAUGGACUGCAGGGAAUCAUGAACUUGAUUAUGCUCCAGAAAUUGGUGAAACAAAACCAUGGAAGCCUUACACUAAUCGGUAUCGUGUCCCAUACAAGUCAGCAGGGAGUACUGCGCCUUUUUGGUACUCAAUCAAGAGAGCUUCGUCGCACAUUAUAGUCUUAUCUUCAUAUUCUGCAUAUGGUAAAUAUACUCCUCAGUACCAAUGGUUGGAGCAGGAACUACCAAAAGUCAACAGGACCGAGACCCCAUGGCUGAUUGUUUUACUGCACUCCCCAUGGUAUAAUAGCUACAAUUACCACUACAUGGAAGGAGAGACCAUGAGAGUUAUGUAUGAGCCUUGGUUUGUGCAGCACAAAGUUGAUGUGGUAUUUGCUGGUCAUGUCCAUGCCUAUGAACGAACUGAGCGUGUUUCCAACAUUGCAUAUAACAUUGUGAAUGGUAUUUGUGCUCCCGUGAAAGAUGAAUCUGCACCUGUGUACAUCACCAUUGGUGAUGGAGGAAAUAUUGAAGGCUUAGCAACCAAUAUGACAGAACCACAGCCAGCAUACUCGGCUUUUAGAGAGGCCAGCUUUGGUCAUGCUACUUUUUCCAUCAAGAACAGAACCCAUGCUUACUACAGUUGGCACCGUAACGAUGAUGGAUAUGCAGUGCAAGCCGACUCUAUGUGGUUUUUCAACCGACACUAUCAUCUUAUGGAUGAUUCUACAAGUGCCCAAUCAUGAUGAUAGGAUACAAAAAGCAUCAUGUUGAUCUAGAAUAAAAAUGUAGUUUCUUUUUGUAUAUGUAUUCAAUUUAUGAAUGUGUGAACUAUGUCUUUUUGCCUAAUUCAACCGGAAUGGAAUGAGUUAAGAGAAUGAAAAACAAAUCCCAAAUGAACUGGGGAAAAUUCCAUUA
Argentina anserina (silverweed cinquefoil) is the source of this 1782-nucleotide messenger RNA. RefSeq names its product purple acid phosphatase. The coding region runs from base 195 to 1610 and encodes 471 amino acids. The record is from RefSeq and is a predicted model, not a curated record. Lineage: Eukaryota; Viridiplantae; Streptophyta; Magnoliopsida; Rosales; Rosaceae. Gene Ontology annotation, molecular function: acid phosphatase activity; metal ion binding. The transcript is spliced from 8 exons.